Sander lucioperca (pikeperch) is the source of this 1741-nucleotide messenger RNA. RefSeq names its product CD48 antigen-like. The transcript has 9 exons. The record is from RefSeq and is a predicted model, not a curated record. Bases 663 to 1637 code for a protein of 324 amino acids. Lineage: Eukaryota; Metazoa; Chordata; Actinopteri; Perciformes; Percidae.
CCUGGUUAUUUUUACUGGGUCUCUUCUUCUUUCAAAAGACAUUUCAGUAAACUUGGUAGUGUUACACUUUCUUGGCUUCACCAAGUAUAUUCAGUUACAGUAAAUGUCCAAGGGAACUACAUUAAAGUCAACAUGAACCAAUCGUAAAAUAAUGUUAAGAAUAGACAAUUAUGAAAACAGAGCACAUACCACUUCUGCAGAGGCAUGUGCUUAACAGAAACAGCACUACUUUGUUGACUUGUAGGAAUAUCUGACAGGAUGUGGUAAAUGUGGACCCUAAUCUCAAAGCUUUACACAUCUAGAUCAAAUAUGUAUCUUUGCAAAAGUCUAUAGAUACAGUUUCUUAGGCGGAAAUUAAUACAAUGUAUAGUUUAGUUUCUAAUUAAUAAUGCAGUCAGGGAUGCAACACAUCUAACAUUCACCUUCCAAUGUCAAAGAGUAUGAUGGUUAAAUUGUACACUAAAACAGCUGGCUGUAAAUUUGCAAAAGAUCUAAUAUAAUAUUAUAUAAUAAUAUAACCAAGGAUCUCUUCAACUGUCAUUCAACUUUUUAUCAGGCCCAACCAGACUGCAUGUUCUGCCUGCUGUCAAUUUUUUUUACUCAUACAGCAGAGUUUGAUAGACCAGAGGAGGAAACAGAAGUUGUUCUCCUUUCCCACAUUGAUGGCUGGUGGUCUCCGAUACUCACGUUUCUUAUCAUACAGUGCUCUGCUGCUGAUUGGGGUCUACAUCCAUGAUGUGAAGGCUUCCAGUUGUCAACGUGUCAUCCAUAAAAAGGUUGGAGACACCGUAGAGUUUUCAUCAUGCUUACCAACUGAAGGGGUCACAAUGGCAAAAUGGAAAUAUAAAGAGUCAAUAAUAGCAGGCAAAGAUGUUGUCUCUGUAGAACAUCAGUUCAAGGGCAGAUUAGACCUAAACCCAACAAACUUUAGUUUAACAGUGAGAAGACUGACUCUCAAUGACUCUGGUGAUUUCAGUUUUCUCUCAGAGGUGGGUGGCAGCCAAAGGGGAACAGACACUUUCACUCUGACAGUUCAUGAGGCCAUAACUGUCAUAAUUGUUUCAAAUUCUACGUGGCACACCUUAAACGAAUCCUGUACAGUUUUGCUGGAGUGCAACGCAACCUCUGACAUCAGUAACAGUAACAUCACCUACAAAUGGGCCGUGAGGAAUCAAAUCAUAGGAGGCCCCAGACUGGAAUACAUCAUCACACCUCAGGACGAAGACACCAAAUUCACCUGCACAAUUUCCAAUGAAGUCAGUAAGAUGUCUGCAACCGAAACAGUGAAAUGUAGCCCAGUGUCUCUUGUAGCGUUGAUUAUUGGGCCGGUUAUUGGAAUUUUACUGAUUUUUCUACUGCUGCUCUCACUGCUUUUCUACACAAAGUCAAAGGAUCCAUGUUGUAACAGGGCCACCCAGUCUCAAACGGUCAACCAAGAUGAAACUCAACAGCCUGUGUACUCUUCUCUUCUCCAUGGUGAUGGUUGUGUCUAUGAACCAUUGAGAGGCUCUGAAGAUGCCGGAACAGGUGAUGGUUGUGUCUAUGAAGUAAUGAGAGGCUCUGAAGAUGCUGGAACAGGAGGACCACCAAAUCAAUACAGUAAUCACAUCGCGAUCAGUUUUUCUCAAAGAUCUUGACAAGCGGAGUAAGUGCACAAAAUAUUAAAAAACAUUGAAAUGAAUGCAAAAUAUGCAUAUAAAUAUGAUGUUCCCAGAUCAGAAUACAUUUACAUACACACUCU